GCUGUGGUUUUAUUCUGGCCCCUCCCCCUUGUUUCUGAUUGGUCCUGUCUGUCCUCUGUCAGACCUAUCGGACGUCAUCCUGCGUUCGAUGCAGCGGAGUCGCCGCCUAGUGUUCGUGGUCAGUCCCGACUUCCUGGUGGAGAAGAGCUUCAGUCUGCUGGAGUGUCGUCUGGGUCUGUACCUUCAUCACGGUCACGGCGCCGCCAUCGUUAGCGUGGUUUACCGCUCCGUCAGUAAACUCCAGUGUGUGGAGGCGGCGCAACUGCGACAGGCGUCCGUCAGCGCCAUCAAGUGGCGAGGAGGCCGCUCUGAACCGCCGCGCUCACGCUUCUGGCUGCGACUGAGGCUGGCGUUGCCCGUCCGGCCCCUGGCCAUGGGCAGGAGGUUGAUUGACAGCACAUCGUCUCACUCGGACCUGGCAGCGAUGGUUCUGCAGCGGGCGCAAUGGAUCCAGAACCACGGAGCCAAUCAGAGCCACAGGAACAGGCGGACUUCAGCCAAUCAGAACCGCAGAGACAGGCCGGCCCCAGCCAGAGGGAGGGGCCACAUGAAGAGGGCAGGGAGUGGAGCGUCAUGGAAGGAGGCGGGGUCAACGAACAGAGAGGAGGGGCUGCGACAGAGCUGGUUGGGAGGCGCCGGGGUUAGGGGUCAGGUGGGGGCUCCGAGGGGUGACGUAACCAUAGAAACAGAGCAGCAGCUGUCACAUGACAAAACUGAGAUACGGUCAGACCCUGUACCUGAAACCGACCCCACCCUAAACCCAGACCCCACCCACUUUACUCCUGACCCCGCCCCCGUCCCUGUCCUAGGCCCUGACUCCACCCUCUCCACCUGCCAACAGGAAGAUGGAGGGAAACAUCAACAGCAGCUGAUUGGCUCUCACAGCUCUGAGAUUCAGUGAUGUCAACAAUGAAAGGGGGAGGGGCUUGCACUUUAUUUAACCCCGCCCUCAGGCUGCUGAAUGUCUCAGUUAUUCCAGACUCUGCAAGAACACAGAUGAAGGAACGAUCAGGUCUCCUGUUACGUCCACACCGUCUGUCACCAUGGAGACGCCGGGGAUCGGUCAGCUGAUCAGUCACAUGACUUCAAUGUUCACUAAUAACAAAAUGACGUUGUAUGUUACUAACCCUAACGCUAACUGCUAAAUCAAUUUGAAAUCAGUUUGAAAUCAAUUUGAAAUCAAUAAAAAGUCCCUAAAAAGUGCUCAGAACUGGAAGUUUAUUGAGCUUUGGUGAAUAUUUACCAAACAUGAAAGUAGGUUUGAGCAAGUCCCACAAUAUUUCAUCUCAUCAAGUCUCUAAAAGUUACUUAAAUGAUUUUAGAUCAUUUUAGUUUUGUUUUUUUUUAAAUUUGAAAACAAAAACAGUAAAUUACAAAACGUAUUUAAAACGAGGUAUUACACAAGUUAUUAAAAUAUGAUUAAUCUCAUACAUUAUAUCACAAUGAAAUACAUUAAGUAAAAAAAGGUCAAAUUAGGUGCAGAAUCUUAAUUAUUCAAAUUAAAAUGAAAUAUGUGAUAUGAAAUAUAAUCAACAAAAGAUUGAUAUUUUAAAAGCUGCCUUUGGUGUAUUUAUUCCAUAACUGUUUAUGCCUUUAUUUAUAUUCCAAGCAUUGGUUCACUUCAUUUUUAGAUGAUGUUCAUUAGAUCAAAAACCUCCAUAUUCAAGCACAAAUGUUUUUGUGAAAUUACAUCAAUUUAACUUAGAUUUAAUAAUUUUCAUCGUCAUUUUCCAAAUGCUCAUUAAUUAAGUUUGCAUGAAAAUCCGAUUGGAUUUGUUAGGAUUUUCGUGUUCGUUGAUUGGAAGCUCCAAAGCCGAGUUCAGGACGCGCUUGGUCUCAGUUUAAGAAUUUAUUCUGAUCACAUGUGAAAUAUAAAACUCAGCGCUGGUCUGUGUGGACAGAAGCUCCUGCAGGAACUCCAGUCAAAGAGCCCCGAAUACCGGCUGGGAUCUUCUUGGGUGACUCCACCCCGAACAAUAGGUUGGACUUCGCAACGUCAUCUGACUCUGUCUUCUGAUUGGACCUCACCUGUCGACGUGACUUGCCAGCCGUCAGUCCACCUCUUUGCUGCUAGAACGUGCCACGCAAAGUGUUCUGAUUGUUGUCGUAGUCGUGCAUCUGUUGGAGUGUGAGUUCUCAGCCUCUGUAGACACAACAUCUUCUCCAGCGAACAGAACUGACCCUGAACUUAUCAGAUGUGACGUCCAUGAGUUCACUGCACAGGUGUCAAACAUGUGGCCCGGGGGCCAAAUGUGGCCCGCCAAAGGUUCCAAUCUGGCCCGUGGGAUGCAUUUGUGAAAUGCAAAAA
Messenger RNA from Sphaeramia orbicularis (orbiculate cardinalfish), 2308 nucleotides. RefSeq lists its product as uncharacterized. The record is from RefSeq and is a predicted model, not a curated record. Lineage: Eukaryota; Metazoa; Chordata; Actinopteri; Kurtiformes; Apogonidae. The transcript has a single exon. Gene Ontology annotation, biological process: signal transduction. The coding region runs from base 89 to 901 and encodes 270 amino acids.